AGGUUUCCAGUAAUUAUCUACAGGAAUCGCCAUGACCCCAGCUCUGAGGGAAGCAACAACAAAGGGUAUCUGCUUUUCAUCUUUGCCAAGUACCAUGGAGUCUGACAAGUUGCUAUGUAUGGAAAAUCCAAGAACUGUAGAUAAAAAGCUAAAGGGAGACACCUUUUCUCAGAUGCUGGGAUUUCCAACUCCCGAACCUACUCUUAAUUCUAAUUUUGUGAAUUUAAAACAUUUUGGCUCCCCUCAGUCUUUAAAACAUUAUCAGACAGUUCUUUUAAUGAGUUCUAAUUCUACAUUAAAUAAAUACAGUGAAAAUUAUAAACAAAAGAAAUUAGGGGAGCCCAACUGCAAUAAACUGAGAAACAUACUGUGUAAUGGCAGCAACAUUCAGCUCAGUAAAAUCUGUCAUUCUCAUUCUGAAGAGUUCAUCAAAAAGGAACCGCUGUCAGAUACCACAAGCCAGUGCAUGAAAGAUGUCCACGUUCUUUUGGAUUCAAAUAUAACCAGAGACACUAAUAUAGAUAAAGUACAACUGCCAAACUGUAAAUGGUAUCAAAAGAAUGCACUUUUGGAUAAAGUUACUGAUGCUGACAUUAAAACGACCUUGUUGCACUGUGCUCAAAAGAAAUUUGGAACUGGCCACUCAGAUGUGCCUGUAAGUUCUUCAGUUGCUGAAGAAGAGGAGGAAGUAAAUGCUCGUUUACUUCAUUGUGUAAGCAAACAGAAAAUUUUACUCAGCCAGGCUAGAAGAACUCAGAAACACUUGCAGAUGCUAUUGGCAAAGCAUGUUGUUAAGCACUAUGGUCAACAAAUGAAAUUUUCUAUGAAACAUCAACUCCCAAAAAUGAAGACCUUUCAUGAACCUAUAACAAUUUUGGGUAACAGUUUACCUAAAUGCACUGAAAUUAAACCAAAAGUCAACAUAUUGACUGCAGAAAAUAAAUUGUGGGAUGAUACAAAAAAUGGCUUUGCACAGUGUACAGCUGCAGAAAUCCAAAGAUUUGCACUAUCUGCUACAGGGUUGUUGUCUCAGGUUGAAGAGGGUCUGGAUUCCGAUGCAACUGAUAGCAGCUCUGAUGACGAUUUGGAUGAAUAUACCAUUAGAAAAAAUGUGGCGGUUAACUGUAGUACUGAAUGGAAGUGGCUUGAAGACAGAGCAAGAGUUGGCAGCAGAUGGACUUGGCUUCAAGCCCAGAUUUCAGAGCUGGAAUGCAAAAUCCAACAACUAACAGACAUUCACAGGCAGAUCCGCGCCUCUAAGGGGAUAGUGAUCCUAGAAGAAUGUCAACUUCCAAAAGACAUUUUGAAAAAACAAAUACAAUUUGCAGACCAAGCAACUUCGUUAAACACUACAGGGAAUCCUCAGGGUCCCCAAGAGUGUCAAGAUCCUUUACCAGAACAAGAUUUUGAAAUGUCACCAAGCAGCCCUACUUUACUUCUUCGAAACAUAGAAAAACAGAGUGCACAGUUGACUGAGAUCAUCAACAGUUUGAUUGCCCCUCUCAACUUGUCCCCAGCUUCAUCACCCCUCUCCUCCAAAUCCUGCAGCCAGAAAUGUCUGGCUAAUGGCAUUUCCAGGAGUGCUUCAGAGAACUUAGAUGAGCUGCCGUCCUCCAGCAGCUGGUUUCUUAACCAGAAGCACAGUAAGAAAAGGAGAAAAGACAGGACGAGAUUGAAAUCUCCAUCCUUGACUGUGACGAGUACAGCAGCCCGAACAAGGCCACUUCAGAGUUUCCACAAGCGAAAACUCUACAGAUUGAGCCCUGCUUUCUACUGGACUCCGCAGACGUUGCCUUCAAAAGAAACAGCAUUUUUAAAUACUACACAAAUUCCUUGUCUGCAGUCACCUUCAACUUGGAGUAGCUGUGAACACAAUUCAAAGUCUCAGCGGUUAAGAGAACAUGUAUCAGAGUUAGAUUCCUCUUUCCAUUCUGUUCUUUCGUUGCCGUCAGAUGUGCCUCUUCAUUUUCACUUUGAAACAUUGUUAAAAAAGACGGAAAUGAAAGGAAGUCUAGCUGAAAAUAAAUUUGUAGGCGACUGUACCAUAUUUCCAUCACCUGUACUUAGUACUUCGCUGAAUCAGUGGAGAAAUGGAUAUUCACCUCCAUGUAAGCCUCAGUUAAGGCCAGAAUCUUCUGCACAACUGUUACAGGGAAGAAAGAAAAGACAUUUGAGUGAAACAGCAUUAGGAGAAAGAACUAAAUUUGAAGAAUCUGCUUUUCAACAGUCAGAACCAGAAUCCUAUAACAAUUAUGCUGCUGUUUCUAAUGUCAACGUUAUCUCAAAGACCCAGAAUUCAUCAUCACAAAAUACUCCGAGACGGAGAUUGAGAAGUGAGAGCUCUUAUGAUAUCGAUAACAUUGUGAUCCCCAUGUCAUUAGUAGCCCCAGCUAAGUUAGAGAAACUCCAGUAUAAGGAAAUACUUACUCCAAGUUGGAGGAUGGUUGUUCUUCAACCUUUGGAUGAAUAUAAUGUAGAUGAUGAGACAGAAGAUCUUUCUGAUGACGUCUUCUCCCUAAGACACAAAAAAUAUGAAGAGAAAGAGCAAGCCUGGUGGUCACAGUGGGAGCAAAGCAAGUGGCACCGAAGAAACAGCAGAGCUUACAGCAAAAAUGCAGAAGGGCAGGACUUGCUUUUCAAAGAAUGCCACAAUGACUUCAGUAGUAGUCAACAGUGCGCUGCCGAAAACCUGCCUGAGCUGUCUUCAGACAGCCAUGAUCUGAGUGCACACGGUUCACCUUCUGUAAAUAAAAGUCAAGAAACCAAGUCUUUGUGGUGGGAACGACGAACUUUUCCAUUGAAGGAUGAAGACAUGGUAACCUUAUUAUAUCAAGAUGAAAAAAAUGAUCAGAUUGAAAGGCCAAGCACAGUCUUCCAUGGUGAAAUCUUCUGUGCCAGUGUACCAGAAAAUGACCACCAUCCAAAAAAGAACACAGAUGGAAUGGAAGAGUACAAAACCUUUGGUCUAGGACUUACCAAUGUUAAAAAAAACAGGUGACGGGGAACAGGUUAAGAAAACUAUAGAAAUGAAGGAAAGACAGAGGGCAGGGAGGCCCUGUUCUGGAUCUGCUGGCCCCUUUGGUCACAAUUCCACAAUUAGAGCAUGUUCUGCAUGUAUUAAUUUUUUAUGCUGUUCAUGAAACAGGCAAGCUAAGUCUCCUUGAACCACAGGAGCAAUUAGCUUUUCAUCUACCAACAAAUGCGAGUAAUUUGUGUUUAUCAUGCAAAUUACAAGCACCAAAAUAUUAACUGCUGCAAUUUGAUGUCAAAUCACAUCACUGGAUAUUAAGACUAUACACUCAAACACACACACACUUGUGCAUCAAGUGACAACUAUUCUUUUUUUUCUAGACACAUGACAAUUCAUUAAAAUUGCCUCUGCAGUAUAUUAGAAUAUACAAAUAUGUGUGUAUAAAAUAUUUAUACAUGUAUACACACACCCUUAUCUAGUUUUACAAAACACUGGCAGUGACCCUCUCCACUUGGAAAUGCAUGUAUAAAUUACCCUAUGAAAUGUAAACUACAGUAUAUAUAAAGCACAAGUUUCCACUGAUAAAAGACACCUAAAAGUCUUGAAUAUAGAGGGAGUUUUUUGUUUUUUAACACGUUUAACCAACAGCAGAAGUUAUUUAUGAAGAUCCUUAUACCAGAUUAACCACAAUACUCUAUUCAAAAUCACUGAUAUCUGUUGGACUAACCACAGGCUAGUUUUUGCUUACUCGUAACAGAAUAAAACAAGCAAAUUCAAGUUAAAUAUCAGUGCAUUUUAAAACUAUCACACCUUUGAAAACUCAACUUGAGUUUUCCCUACUUUACUUUAUAUAUCUCAUGAAGGGAAGAUAACAAUUUAAAAAGAGCAACAAAGUCCUAUCAGUCUAAAACUUUUCAAAAAUGAUCGUAUUUCUAACUAACUAGCAAGGAAUUAGUAACUCUAGCUAAUUUCUAGCUAAUCUAGAAAUACGGUAUUUCUAGCUAAUUUGGUUAUUCGUUGACAUAACUUACUCUCUUCAAAUAAACAUCUACCCUUACUUGCACACUGGUCAAGAAUUAAAAUUUUUCAAAAGACAGUGCUUCAAUAUUGGAUGCUGAAGAGUGUACAUGAAAGAAAAUUCCUUUUCAAGCUAUUAUACCUUUUUUCCUUCUAUGUGAAACUUGAGGGCAGUUUAUAUAUAUAUCACUUUUUGUCAUGUAAAAAAGGUUAUCCAAGUUGUAGUACCCAUAUAACAAAAACUCUUGGCCAUCUGGCCUAGUCUGUGGGAUUUGACACUAAGUUUUGUUAGGGAUUGGAAAUUAUACUGGUCCCUUUACUGACAAACAUUUGCUUAUGGCUUUACUGUACAUUUAUUUUUAAAGAAAAAACAAAAGCCAGACAAGCCCAGUUGUCCUGGCAAAUCAAUGCAAAUCUUUGUCAUGUCUGAUAUUACAAUCUAUGUAAGUUUUUUAAUUAAAGUUAUUUCUAUA
This is a messenger RNA of Carlito syrichta (Philippine tarsier), 4461 nucleotides long. RefSeq names its product KAT8 regulatory NSL complex subunit 1 like (gene KANSL1L). NCBI's taxonomy places the organism in Eukaryota, Metazoa, Chordata, Mammalia, Primates, Tarsiidae. The record is from RefSeq and is a predicted model, not a curated record. Gene Ontology annotation, molecular function: histone acetyltransferase binding. Gene Ontology annotation, cellular component: NSL complex. The transcript has 14 exons. Bases 32 to 2998 code for a protein of 988 amino acids.